UCCGCCCGCCUCCUUGCCGGAAGUCCCGCCCCUCCCCUGCGAGCUGCGCGCGCAGCCAUUGGCUCCGCGCUCGCUGGGCCGGCCCGGAGUCACCUUGGCGCCGGGAUCGCCGCAGCCGAAGCAGCCCUUGGACCCUGCGGGAGCCGUCAUGGCGGCGGCCGGGCCGGGGGCGGCGACGGCGAAGCCCAAGACCUCCCCCAAGUCCGUCAAGUUCCUCUUCGGGGGCCUCGCCGGCAUGGCAGCCACGGUGUUUGUGCAGCCCCUGGACCUGGUGAAGAACCGCAUGCAGCUGAGCGGGGAAGGCGCCAAGAAGAAGGAGUACAAGACCAGCUUCCACGCGGUGGGCAGCAUCCUCAAGAAAGAGGGCGUCCGGGGCAUCUACACGGGGCUGUCUGCUGGCCUCCUGCGCCAGGCCACCUACACCACCACCCGCCUGGGCAUCUACACCAUCCUCUUUGAGAAGCUCACCGGGGCGGACGGCACCCCCCCCAACUUCUUCAUGAAGGCGGUCAUCGGGAUGACGGCUGGCGCCAUCGGGGCUUUUGUCGGCACGCCGGCCGAGGUGGCCCUGAUCCGGAUGACGGCCGACGGCAGGUUGCCCCCUGAGCAGAGGAGAGGCUACAGCAACGUCUUCAACGCGCUUCUGCGGAUCACGCGUGAGGAGGGAGUGCCGACUCUCUGGAGGGGCUGCGUCCCCACCAUGGCCCGAGCGGUGGUUGUCAACGCGGCCCAGCUGGCCUCCUACUCUCAGUCGAAGCAGUUCCUGUUGGAUUCCGGCUACUUCCGGGACAACAUCUUGUGCCAUUUCUGCGCCAGCAUGAUCAGCGGCCUGGUGACCACCGCAGCCUCCAUGCCGGUGGACAUCGCCAAGACCAGGAUUCAGAACAUGCGCAUGAUCGACGGGAAGCCGGAGUACCGGAACGGGCUGGACGUGCUGCUGAAGGUGGUGCGGUACGAGGGCUUCUUCAGCCUCUGGAAGGGCUUCACCCCCUACUAUGCCCGCCUGGGCCCCCACACGGUCCUCACCUUCAUCUUCCUGGAGCAGAUGAACAAGUUCUACCGGAAGUUCUUCCUCAGUGCCUGAGGGGGGGGCAGGGGCUGCUGGGCCCCCUCCUCCAGUGCCCCUGACCCCUGAGGCCCUGCUGGGCCUGGAGGGGGGGGCACCUCCUCCUCCGCCUGCCUGCCUGCCCCCCCGGGGGGGGGGUGUCCGGAGAGGCCUCCCUUCCCUGUGGAGCCAAUCAUGAGGCCAGAGGUGGCUCCUCUCUAGGCGGUGGUAGCUGGGGUGGCGGGGUGGGGUGGGGGA
Hemicordylus capensis (graceful crag lizard) is the source of this 1303-nucleotide messenger RNA. RefSeq names its product solute carrier family 25 member 11 (gene SLC25A11). Bases 149 to 1084 code for a protein of 311 amino acids. The record is from RefSeq and is a predicted model, not a curated record. NCBI's taxonomy places the organism in Eukaryota, Metazoa, Chordata, Lepidosauria, Squamata, Cordylidae. Gene Ontology annotation, biological process: oxaloacetate transport; malate transmembrane transport; phosphate ion transmembrane transport. Gene Ontology annotation, molecular function: thiosulfate transmembrane transporter activity; antiporter activity; oxaloacetate transmembrane transporter activity. Gene Ontology annotation, cellular component: mitochondrial membrane. The transcript has 8 exons.